Messenger RNA from Olea europaea var. sylvestris, 3375 nucleotides. RefSeq names its product nucleolar protein 14-like. Gene Ontology annotation, cellular component: Noc4p-Nop14p complex; nucleolus; small-subunit processome. Gene Ontology annotation, biological process: maturation of SSU-rRNA. Lineage: Eukaryota; Viridiplantae; Streptophyta; Magnoliopsida; Lamiales; Oleaceae. The record is from RefSeq and is a predicted model, not a curated record.
UGUAACCCUAAAACCUCAAUUCUUCAUUUUUUUGUCAGCAAAAGCUUAAUUUGGGGAAGUAAAGUAAACAAUUUAGCACAACCAUGGCAAAGAAGUCGAAACCCUCAGGAAAUGGAUGUGCAGCGAAAAAGGAGAAGAAGAAUAAGUUGAAGAACAAUUUGAGUGUUCUGAACUCUUUAGCAAUGAAAAACAAGGCUCCGAAACCAAACCCUUUUGAAAGCAUGUGGUCACGUAGAAAAUUCGAUAUCUUGGGUAAGAAGCAAAAGGGUGACGCUAUCGAAAAGAGGAAGAAGACACUAUUAAUGGAGUAUGAGCAGAGUGGGAAAUCUUCAGCUUUUGUGGACAAGCGAAUAGGGGAGCAAAAUGAGGUGCUUGGCGAGUUUGAUAAGGCAAUUCUAAGGUCUCAGUGUGAACGACAGUUAAAAAUGAAGAAGAAAAGCAAAUAUAAUCUAUCUGACGGGGAAGAUGAGUUUGACUUUCAAGGCAGUGGUCCCUUUCCAGAAAGAGAUGAUUUUGAAGAUGAAUUACUGUUUGAUGAGGAUGAGAAUGAGAAUGGCGAAGCAGCUGGGAGUGCAAAGAAGUCAACUAUUUUAGGACAACUUGAUUCCCAUGGGGCAGAGAACGAUUUAGAAGAAAGACUCGUGGCACAGGAAAAUAGGAAGAAGAGCAAGAAAGAGGUGAUGGAUGAGAUUAUUUUGAAGAGCAAAUUUUUCAAGGCUCAAAAGGCGAAGGAUAAAGAAGAAAAUGAACAGUUUAUUGAACAAUUGGACAAUGAUUUUGCAUCUAUAGUUUAGUCUAAGGCAUUGUUAUCAAUGACACAACCCAACAAAAUGAAAGCUUUGAAAGCUCUUGUAAACAAGAAUAUCUCAAUUGAUUAUGCUGAGAAAGAAAGAAGCGGUGCUGUCCAGGAUAAAUUUUCCUUUCAACAGGAAAAGCCUGAUACUUAUGACAAACUUUUCGGUGAGAUGGCAAUGGAUAUGCGUGCUCGGCCUUCAGACCGUACAAAGACACCUGAAGAGGUUGCUCAAGAGGAGAAAGAGCGCUUAGAGCGGUUGGAGGAAGAACGUCAAAAGAGGAUCGCUGCUGGUGAUGACUCCAGUGAUGAAGAUAUUGAUGAGGAAGCUUCCACUAAGCAGCAAAGAUCUAUAUCUGGAGAUGAUCUCGGUGAUUCCUUCUCUCAUGAUGCACUGCCAAGAACUAAAUUGGGCUUGAUUUCUGAGAUCUUGAGAAGCGAGAAUGAAAAUGAUCUUGAGAGUGAUGAUGAUGAUGAUGCUUCUGAAGAUUCAGAAGAUGACAAGGACAAUGAUGAGGACGAAGGAUCUGAUGAGGAUGGCAAUGAUGAUGAUGAUGACAAGAUUAAAUCUCUCAAGGACUGGGAGCAAAGUGAUGAUGACAAUAUUGACAGUUUUUCAGAGGAUGGAGGAGGAGAAGAUGAGGAUGGAGGAGGAGAAAAUGAAGAUGGUGAUAUUGAUAGUGAAGAUGAAAAAGAAGAUGAUAUCGGCAUAUGUGUGGAGACGACAAACUAUAAGAAGCCAUCAGGAAGUAAGGGAAAGCAAAAGGAUAGUUUGAAUGCUGGCAAAGUGAAAGAAAAUAUCAAAAAGGAUUUACUUGGGCAAGGGGAACUUCCCUAUACAAUUGAAGCUCCUAAAACCUUUGAAGAAUUUAGUGCACUAUUGGAUAAUCGUUCUGAUGAUCAAAUUGUUGAAGCUAUCAGGCGAAUCCGUACAUUUAAUGCAAUUUCUGUUGCUGUAGAGAACCGGAAGAAAAUGCAGGUAUUUUAUGGUGUGUUGUUGCAAUAUUUUGCUGUUUUGGCUAAUAAAAAGCCACUGAAUAUCAAGCUACUGAAUUUGCUCUUCAAUCCACUGCUGGAAAUGAGUUCAGAGAUCCCAUACUUUGCAGCAAUAUGUGCUCGUCAAAGGUUGCUUCACAUUCGGACCCAGUUUUGUGAGGAUGUUAAGAAUACAGGGAAAAGCGGUUGGCCUUCUAUGAAGAUUCUAUUUCUUUUGAGGCUGUGGUCCAUUAUUUUUCCUUGCUCCGAUUUUCGCCAUGUGGUCAUGACACCUGCAAUCUUGUUGAUGUGUGAAUACCUUAUGCGGUGUCCUAUAAUGCCUGGUCGGGAUAUUAUAAUUGGUUCCUUCUUGUGCUCUAUGGUGCUCUCUAUCAGUACACAAUCUCAAAAGUUUUGCCCUGAGGCAAUAAUGUUCAUACAAACUUUGCUAAUGGCGGCUUUGGAUAAAAAACAAGGAUCUUCUGAAGAUUCUAAGCUGUAUCGUCUUAUGGAAAUUAAAGCACUCAGGCCACUUCUCUGCUUGCAAGGUCAAGUGGAAAAGAUCAAUUCACUAGAUUUCCUAAUGUUAAUGGACUUGCCAGAUGACUCACCUCAUUUCACCUCAGAUACUUUCAGAGCUGGCGUUCUUUUUUCUAAUAUUGAAACACUGGAAGGAUUUGUGAAAAGUUAUGAAGGAUUUAAAUCUUUUCCAGAGAUAUUUUUGCCAAUUUCCAAAUUACUCGGUGAAUUGUUGAAACAAGAUUACAUACCAGAUGCAUUGCAGGUCCAAAUCAUAGACGUUAACCAACUUAUUGAAAAGAAAGCACAGGAAUACCACUUGCUGCGCGAACCACUACGAAUGCGAAAGCCAAAGAUUAUUAAAACUGAGAUUCCUAAGUUUGAAGAGAACUUUGUAAAGGGAAGAGAUUAUGAUCCAGAUCGUGAGCGAGCUCAAAGGAAAAAAUUAAAGAAACUUUUAAGACAGGAAGCUAAAGGUGCUGCCCGUGAAUUGCGGAAAGAUAAUUACUUCUUGUUGGAGGUUAAGGAAAGGGACAAGGCACAACUGUCAGAAGAAAGAGCUGAAAAAUAUGGACAAGCUAAAGCUUUUCUCCAAGAACAAGAGCAUGCAUUUAAAUCGGGACAAUUGGGAAGAAGCAAGAAGAGGAGGAGAUGAAGUCUAUAUAUUUUGCAGUUUGUGUCCAUUUCGUUGUCUGAUUUGGAUGCCCAUCUUGCCAUUCAUUGGGCUCAAGCAAGCUCAGUUCACGUUCGUAUAUUGAACUGAGGCAAUAGGCAUCAAUUCUGGAUCGAGCAAACUUCAGAUAAGUUCUGAAAUGUGCGUAUCAUCUAUAAAUUAUGAAGUGCUUCAUUUUGCCACGUGUAGUUAAUAAUUUUCAUUGGGAUUACUUAUGCCUAGUUCCCAAAAAAGGUGCAAAUUAUUAAUCUAAAUUGAAAUUAUAUUAGAUGAUGAUAUUUAAGAUUCAUGUCAUGUCAAGAUAGCAGACUAUUAUAGACCGAUGUACAGUAAAGUAUACCAUCAGCUUUGCUAACUGGUUUUCUGAAAUUUACAUGGUUAUUGAUAAAAACAAAAAAGAAAAAAAUUGAUGCUU